AAUAGUGAAAUCAUACACUUUCAAUAUGGACAGAUUACAUUAAUCCACAUAUCGCCUCCGCUACCACUAAACAUUUCCCCUUAAUUUUAAAUAUCAUAUUUAUUCAACUAUUUGAAUUUCAAUAUUUUUUUUUAUAAAGUUCGCUUGGACAUAAAAGUGUAAUUUAAAUGAUCUGACCAGAGCUGUAAAAAGAAAAAACUCAAACCUGAAGAGACUUUGGUGAAUAAAUAGAGAGAGAAAAGGGCUGAUUUUGAUCUGCAGAGAAAAGGAAUGGCAACAUUUGGAGGGACAACACAGAAGUGUAAGGCUUGUGAGAAAACAGUGUACUUGGUGGAUCAGCUUACUGCUGACAAUAAGGUCUAUCAUAAAGCUUGUUUCAGAUGCCACCAUUGCAAGGGUACUCUCAAGCUGAGUAAUUAUAACUCCUUCGAAGGAGUAUUGUACUGUCGGCCUCACUUCGAUCAACUAUUCAAAAUGACAGGAAGCCUGGAUAAGAGUUUUGAAGGGGCUCCAAAAAUAGUCAGGGAACGAUCCGCUGAUCAGGGACAAUCAAACAGCAAGGUUUCGAGUUUGUUUGGCGGAACUCAAGAUAAAUGUGUUGCUUGCAAGAAAACUGUCUACCCCCUGGAAAAGGUAGCAGUGGAUGGAACUUCAUACCACAGGGCUUGUUUCAAAUGUAGCCAUGGGGGAUGUGUGAUCAGUCCAUCAAACUAUGUAGCUCAUGAACAUAAGCUAUACUGUAGGCACCAUCACACUCAACUCUUCAAGGAGAGAGGUAACUUCAGCCAAAUGGAAGACCAUGACAAAAUUAAAGGGGUGAGUGAGAACACAAAAGCAUAGAGUCUUGCCUUGAACAUUUCCAUGUUGACUUGAGUUUGAAAUAUAAAGGGUAAUCGGCUUUCAGUUGAGAGCUGGACCAGUUUGUUGUACUGGUUAACACAUACAUCAAGAGUUAUCAGUCACCUAUGUCUAUAUAUGGCAUAUCUUCAUAGAGGAAUUCCGUUCGUGUUGCUUUUUAGUUCCGUGGAUGUGUGCUUUAAUUAUAAUACAAUUUACUUUUUACUAAACGCGUGUACAAUGUAAUAGCUCAUGUGGUUGUUUGAAAAUUUUCAUGGCAUUUUAUGAGAGUCUACUCCCCCUAGUUGAUGAAUUGA
Molecule: messenger RNA, 1154 nt
Organism: Nicotiana attenuata
Lineage: Eukaryota; Viridiplantae; Streptophyta; Magnoliopsida; Solanales; Solanaceae
Product: LIM domain-containing protein WLIM1-like
Exons: 5
Coding region: 271-840 (189 amino acids)
Biological process (GO): actin filament bundle assembly
Cellular component (GO): plasma membrane; actin cytoskeleton
Molecular function (GO): actin filament binding
Source: RefSeq, a predicted model, not a curated record